Molecule: messenger RNA, 1063 nt
Organism: Syzygium oleosum
Lineage: Eukaryota; Viridiplantae; Streptophyta; Magnoliopsida; Myrtales; Myrtaceae
Product: 2-oxoglutarate-Fe(II) type oxidoreductase hxnY-like
Exons: 11
Coding region: 96-1028 (310 amino acids)
Source: RefSeq, a predicted model, not a curated record
CUUGAAAAGUCAAACUCAGGAUAAUAAUCUCUGCACAUUUUCUUCCACUUCCCCUCGUUCCGAAAACACGCCGUCGGUGUCGAAGACACAAAAUCAUGGCGACGGCGCUGAAACUUCCGAUCAUAGACCUGUCGUCGCCGGACCGCCUCUCCUCCGCCGCUUCGAUACGCCAGGCUUGUAUAGAGUAUGGCUUCUUUUACCUAGUGAAUCAUGGCGUCAAGGAAGAGUUGCUCGCCAAAGUGCUUGAGGAAAGCAAAAAGUUCUUCUCACUCCCCUUGGAAGAGAAAAUGAAAUUGGCUCGGAAGGAACAUAGAGGCUACACGCCAUUGUAUGCUGAGAUCCUUGACCCUUCCUCAAACUCCAAAGGUGACUCAAAAGAGAGUUACUACAUUGGCCCUCUAGAAGAUUGUUCGCAUCAAAAGAAUCUGAACCAAUGGCCUCCUGAAGAUACGAUGCCAUCUUGGAAAUCUACAAUGGAAUCCUACUACAGAGAAGUAGAGUCUGUGGGGAGAAAGCUUCUCUCUUUGAUUGCUCUGUCACUGAACCUGGAGAAUGACUUUUUCGAGAAAAUAGGGGCCUUAAACAAACCUAGCGCAUUCCUUCGUCUUCUACACUAUCCAGAUGAAGUAAUGAUUUCUAAAGAAGAAAUUUAUGGUGCAUCUGCCCAUUCUGAUUAUGGAAUGGUCACUCUACUGGCAACUGAUGGAGUUCCAGGACUGCAGGUCUGCAGGGAUAAAGAUAAGCACCAGCGAUGCUGGGAGGCUGUUCCUCAUAUAAAUGGGGCAUUCAUCGUAAAUAUUGGUGACAUGAUGGAGAGGUGGACUAAUUGUUUGUUCAGGUCAACACUUCACAGAGUGAUGCCAGCGGGACAAGAACGCUUUUCUAUGGCUUUUUUCUUUGAUCCAGAUGAAGAUUGUGUGGUAGAGUGCUUAAAAAGUUGCUGCAGCGACUCGUUUCCUCCAAGGUUUCCUCCAAUCCGGAGUGGAGAAUACUUGAGAGAACGGUUGCGGCUCACAUACGGGUCGUAGCUUAACGUCCUGUCCAAUCAAAUGGAGGUUUCCUA